AUGUCAGAAACUAAUAGUAAUACCACAAAUAAACUUGAAGAUCAACCGACUCAGUCAACAAAUCACAUUACUGAACAAUCCACCACAACCACUGAAUCGCAACCAUCACAAGAACAAUCACAAGAAGAAGCUCAACAACAAACUCCACAACAACAACCAGAAAUUGUAGCUUCUGCUGUUGAUGGUGGACGUGAAAUGUCAAAUAAAAUAUUAUAUGUUGGAAAUUUACCAAAAUCCGCGUCAGAAGAUCAGAUUAGUGAAUUGUUUUCAGUAGCAAAACCCAUUAAAUCAAUUAAAUUAUUAAAUGAUAAAAAUAAUUUGGGUUUUAAUUACGCGUUUAUUGAAUUUGAUGAAAAUCAAGAUGCUGAUAUGGCAUUAAGUACGUUAAAUGGUAAAUUAAUUAAUAAUAGUGAAAUAAAAGUAAAUUGGGCUUAUCAAUCAGCAACAAUUACAAAUAAUAAUUCAUUAGAAGAUCCUUUAUAUAACAUUUUUGUUGGAGAUCUAAGUUCAGAAGUAAAUGAUGAAUCAUUGAAAAAAGCUUUUGAAAAAUUUGGUUCACUAAAACAGGCUCAUGUGAUGUGGGAUAUGCAGACUUCAAGAUCAAGGGGUUAUGGAUUUGUAUCAUUUAAUAAAAAAGAAGAUGCAGAAUUAGCUUUACAAACAAUGAAUGGAGAAUGGUUAGGUGGUAGAGCAAUAAGAUGUAAUUGGGCAUCACAUAAGCAACAAAAUAAUAAUAAUAAUAACUUUAGUAAUGGUGGAGGAUACUCACAAAAUAAUUAUAAUAAUGGUUAUAGAAGUCAUAAUAAUAUGAAUAAUAAUCGUCAUCAAUUUAGAAAUAAUAAUAUCAACAAUAAUAAAUAUCAAAAUCAAUAUACACAAAAUGGUCAAUCACCACAGAACUCGGGAUUAAAUGGUUUGAUGUUGCAUGAUUUAGGAUCUAAUGGUACUCUUUCACAACAAUCUUCACAUCAACAAUUGAAUGGUAAUGGUAUAGGGUCAAAUCAACAACAACAACAACAACAAAACAACAGCAACAACAACAACAACAACAACAAUAAUAAUAUAACAGUUAUGUCACCUCAAUCUUAUGAUAUAGUAUUAAGACAAACACCAUCAUGGCAAACAACAGUUUAUUUAGGUAAUAUUGCUCAUUUUACUCAACAACAAGAAUUGAUUCCAUUAUUACAAAAUUUCGGUUACAUAGUAGAUUUCAAAUUUCAUCCAGAAAGAGGUUAUGCUUUUGUUAAAUAUGAUUCUCAUGAAAGAGCUGCUUUAGCUAUAAUACAAUUAGCUGGUUUUAAUUUAAAUGGUAGACCUAUAAAAUGUGGUUGGGGAAAAUGA
Lodderomyces jiufengensis is the source of this 1341-nucleotide messenger RNA. RefSeq lists its product as uncharacterized. The record is from RefSeq and is a predicted model, not a curated record. The coding region runs from base 1 to 1341 and encodes 446 amino acids. The transcript has a single exon. Gene Ontology annotation, molecular function: mRNA binding. Gene Ontology annotation, biological process: cytoplasmic stress granule assembly; regulation of mRNA stability; nuclear-transcribed mRNA catabolic process, nonsense-mediated decay. Lineage: Eukaryota; Fungi; Ascomycota; Pichiomycetes; Serinales; Debaryomycetaceae. Gene Ontology annotation, cellular component: cytoplasmic stress granule.